UGUCGAGACCCUAAGAACUGGGUCGGUAUCCUUCAGGGAGGACCUUCUCCAGCAAUGGCUUCCUUCUUGUUCUUGCUGUUUUUGUUACUGACUCCAGCCGCCGUGGCCAACCUCAAAACUGAUGGUCCAUGUCCAGCAUGUUCGGGGGCCGCCUUCGAUCUGGAGAGCCAGCGGGAGCUGCUUCUCGAUUUGGCCAAGAAAAGUAUCCUGAACAAGCUACACCUCCGCCAGCGCCCCACACUGAGUCGGCCUGUGUCCAGAGCUGCUCUGAAGACCGCACUGUGGCGCCUCCGUGCGCCUCGACAGGAAACCCUGCUGGAGCAGGACCAGACACAAGAGUAUGAGAUCAUCAGCUUUGCUGAGACAGGCCUCUCCAGCAUCAACCAGACCCGUCUCGAUUUCCACUUCUCUGCUAGAACUGCUGGCGGCAUGGAGGUCCGGCAGGCCCGCCUCAUGUUCUUCGUGCAACUCCCUUCCAAUACUACCCAGACCAUGAAUAUGCAGGUCCUUGUGCUAAGACCGUACGCUACCAACCUCACCUUGACAAGUCAGUACCCGCUGCAGGUGGAUGCUAGUGGCUGGCACCAGCUUCUCCUGGGACCCGAAGCUCAGCUUGCUUGCGGUCAGGGACACCUCACCCUGGAACUGGUAACCGAAAGCCAGAUGGCCCACAGUUCAGUAAUCCUGGAUGGGUUUUCUCACAGACCUUUUGUGGCAGCCCGGGUAAGAGCUGGGGGCAAGCAUCGGGUUCGCCGGCGAGGCAUCAACUGCCAGGGGGGGUCCAAGAUGUGCUGUCGGCAAGAGUUCUUUGUGGACUUCCGUGAGAUCGGCUGGCAUGACUGGAUCAUCCAGCCCGAAGGCUAUGCCAUGAACUUCUGCACUGGGCAGUGCCCACUACACGUGGCGGGCAUGCCUGGCAUCUCUGCAUCCUUCCACACAGCCGUCCUCAAUCUACUCAAAGUCAACGCGGCUGCCGGCAGCACUGGAGGAGGCUCGUGCUGUGUGCCCACAGUUCGGCGCCCUCUGUCCUUGCUCUACUACGACAGGGACAGCAACAUUGUCAAGACGGACAUACCUGACAUGGUGGUAGAGGCCUGUGGGUGCAGUUAGCUUAUGCGUGAUACAGCCCAAGGUAGAGGAGGCAAACAUGUCCUUACAAAGAUGGCCUUCCUCAGAGUAACUACAUUCCUGCCUCCGUCCACACAGUAACCACCUUCUUUCUAAGUAUUCAGACUACCCUCCGUUGACUCCAGUAGAUCUACAUCUAAAGGAGUCACCACCAUGACCACCAGCCUCUCUGUCUCUCCUGGGACAUGGUUGACCCAAGAACACACCCCCAUCCUAAACCCUACUCUAGGGGUUAAUCCGCUGCCAACCACAAGCAACAUGGUUUUGUUCCCAGCAAAGAUACCCCUCGUUCACCCUUAGCCAAUGAUGCAAUCUACUCUACCUCCUGUCCUGCCAACUGAUGGCUCCACUCCACGAUGACCCGCCCGAGCAUCUCCCCUCAAACUCUACAGUGCUCCAAAGAACCCUUCCCCUGGGUUCCUAGCUUGCUGUUUUCCAAAGCGAGACCCUUGCCCAAGUGUGCU
This is a messenger RNA of Microtus ochrogaster (prairie vole), 1592 nucleotides long. It is a transcript of the gene Inhbc, whose product is annotated as inhibin subunit beta C. Lineage: Eukaryota; Metazoa; Chordata; Mammalia; Rodentia; Cricetidae. Gene Ontology annotation, cellular component: extracellular region. Gene Ontology annotation, molecular function: hormone activity; growth factor activity; cytokine activity. The record is from RefSeq and is a predicted model, not a curated record.